Molecule: messenger RNA, 877 nt
Organism: Chara braunii
Lineage: Eukaryota; Viridiplantae; Streptophyta; Charophyceae; Charales; Characeae
Source: the annotation of a GenBank genome assembly
GGGGAGACGGAUUGUGGCAUCGCCGAUGUUGGUGAUGCACGCGACGGGAGGGAGGUGUGGGCAGAGAAGCGACGAACGCUUCAUCCACCAGCGGGAGGAAAACGACGGCGACGCACCUACGGUGGGCGCGGACGAUCAGGAGUGGAACGACGACGAUGGCGAAGGUAGGGAUGACGACGCAGGCUACGUAUCGUCUUUCAAGCAAAGCAGCAUGGGAGGGAGGGGCGGAAAGACGAGGGCGUGUGCUCGCAAUGGUUGUCGGGGGAAAAAAGCGGCGGUGAAGAGGAGCGAUGCCAAAGGUGACGCUGAUGCGGAAGAAGGUCGUCAGUUCUGGUCCGUCGACGACAUGAUAGCCCUCAUUCGGGCUAAACGUGGGCAGGACGCGCAUCUGCAGGGGAUGGGUACCGCGUACGCUCAUAUGAAGCCACGAGAAUUGAAGUGGUUGGAUGUGGCGCAGAGGUUGAAGAAGGUGGGCGUCGACAGAGAAGCAGAACGGUGUAGGAAGAAGUGGGACAAUUUGAUACAGCAGUUCAAGAAGGUGCAUCACUUCCAAGGGCACGACGACGACGAGGAUGGGUCGACGAGAGGUUCUUCUCAAAUAACGGGAAGCCCUGCCGGUUUCGGCAAGAGGAAGAGCACAAGGCAGCAAACUUUCGAAGCGCUGACGGAAUGCAUGGAGAAGCACGGGGCUCUCGUGGCGUCGACGAUGGAGAGCAACAGCAAGCGGCAGUGCUCCAUCCAAAUCUGGCAGUGCGAGGCGUUGGAAGCGGAGGUUGAAGUGUAGAAAAAGCACUACGCAGUGUCUGACGAAGUUAGCAAACUGAUGUGUCACGCUCAUCUGGAGAUAGCGAAGGUCAUCCGCAAGCGUUAGAGUUCG